This is a messenger RNA of Mytilus trossulus (common blue mussel), 2704 nucleotides long. RefSeq names its product signal peptidase complex catalytic subunit SEC11A. NCBI's taxonomy places the organism in Eukaryota, Metazoa, Mollusca, Bivalvia, Mytilida, Mytilidae. Bases 162 to 710 code for a protein of 182 amino acids. The transcript is spliced from 6 exons. Gene Ontology annotation, molecular function: serine-type endopeptidase activity. The record is from RefSeq and is a predicted model, not a curated record. Gene Ontology annotation, cellular component: signal peptidase complex; membrane.
UUUUUUUUUCGGUUCUAACAAAGAUUAGUAAUAGUUCAAGAAACCAGUCGAAAUCUCGCAGUGAUCUCGAUCGCUUAGGUGUACGAGAUUUAGAAUCAUCGAAAGGAAAUAGAACCGGCAGUUUUUACAAAAACCCGAUAGAUUUUUUUAAACAAUUCAAAAUGUUCGGCUUAAUGGAAGCAGAUUUUCUAGAUGAUGUGCGGCGGAUGAACAAAAGACAGCUGUACUAUCAAGUUUUGAAUUUUGGUAUGAUAGUAUCUUCAGCCUUGAUGAUAUGGAAAGGUCUAAUGGUAGUCACAGGGAGUGAAAGUCCUAUAGUGGUAGUUCUCAGUGGAAGUAUGGAACCUGCAUUUCACAGAGGAGAUCUGUUAUUCCUAACCAAUCACAGAGAGGAACCAAUCCGUGUCGGAGAGAUUGUUGUGUUUAAAGUAGAAGGCAGAGAUAUUCCUAUUGUACACAGAGUGCUUAAAGUUCAUGAAAAAGAAGACGGAGCAGUGAGAUUUUUAACAAAGGGAGAUAAUAAUUCAGUAGAUGACCGAGGACUUUAUGCUCCAGGACAGUUAUGGUUAGAGAAAAAAGAUGUUGUAGGAAGAGCUAGAGGAUUUGUACCAUAUGUUGGAAUAGUGACUAUUUUAAUGAAUGAUUAUCCUAAAUUUAAGUACGCCAUAUUAGCCUGUCUUGGACUGUUUGUGUUACUGCAUAGAGAAUAGAUCUGUUGGUUGAUAAAUGGGCAUUGUAUGAAAGAUCAUCAGACAUAAAUAAAUCAUGUCAGCAAAUUUAGUGCUUAUAAAAACAAUUCGGUGUCAGGCAAUAUCAUUUUCAGUUUCGAGCAGUCAUGUUAAAUGUAUGAGAACCAUUAUAAUACAUUUUUUGUAAAACACAUAUUUACUAGUUUGACAUAAACAAAACAAUCAAAUUAGAUUUUUUAUGAUAACAAUAUUAUUGAAUAAAAUGUGUAUUUGCAUUGGUUUUUGUGGACUGUAUUCAGAUCUUGUUUGUUAUAUUGUAAAAAGACUUGCACCUGGGGCUGUUGUCUCCUUGACACAUUCCCUGUGUCCAAUCUUAAUUUUACAGCAGUAUAAGCAACCAAUUUAGCUCACCCUUUUUAAAGGACACCAAAAGUAUUCAGACCUGUAACAUAUAUGUGAAUUACAAUUUAAGUAAACAUUGACAAAUAUAUUUUGCUCAAUAGAAUAGAUAAGGUGAAGCUAAUGGUCAUUAAAAUCAGUUUUUUUUAUUGAAUUUAAUAUUCAACGUUCAUCAUAAGUAGUUUUCCUUUUACAUACUCUAACAAUGACAUCUUUGGUGCUUUCUAGUCAUUUAUAAGAAUUCAUUAAUAUUCAGUGGAUACUAAUUUUCAUGGAUUUCGUGGGUACAGGAGAACCACAAUUCAAAUAUUUUACAUGAAUAACAAAUUUCCUAAAAUAAUGUGUGCAGACUUUUGCAAAACCACAAAAUUAAAUAUCUACGAAUAUCCAAAUUUUCCCCAAACCACGAAAAUUGGUACCCACGAAAAUAAAUAAAUCCACAGUACUGUGUUACAUUUAAAGUUCUGUUGUGUGAAUGUUGUAGCUGCAAAACUGUUAAUUUGAUUGAUGACAAUACAAAAAAAACCUGAAUUUUUUUUUCAUUGAAUUUUGUAAGUUUUACACUGUAUGAAUGCAAACGUAGUAGAAAAUUUAAAUGGAGAGCCUUAGUGUACAUUUUUUUUUUUGAAUUUAUACCCCUGUAGGUAUGAAUUUUUUAUCAUUAUUCAUUUACUAAAUUUGAACAGAGUUAUAACUCAUAACAAUAACACACUGUUUGUUUUAGUUAACAUUUAAUCUUCAUCACAUAGUUUCAGUCUAUUUCAGUAAAUCAUCAAAUUAAAGAGUGCAAAUACCCCACUGUUAAGUAUAUCAUCUUUUACAGAAUUGUGUUUAAGAUAUUAUUUUAAGUUUUCAGUUAUGAUAGUUAUUGCACAAUACAGUAUGUUUAAAAGAUAACCAUAGAAAAUACCAGUGUUUUUGUUUAUUGAGCUUGUUAACAUGGUAAAUAAUCUUAUUUUUCUAUAACAUUUCCUGACUGGAAAUAUUUUUUUGUCAUGUGUAAUUAAAUAUUCAAUUAUCUUUUUACUACAAUGAGAGAUUUGUCUUGUAGCUUUAUGUCAUGAUACAAUUUUUUUGUCUGUCAAGAUACUUAGUAAUGAAAUGAAAAUACUACUGAAAGUGUUCUAUUCAGGAUUUGAAAAGGGCUAGGAUCUAGUCAUAAAAAAUUUAUGAAUAAAUGUCAUUGAAAAAAGGGCAAUUAUUUAAGCCUCAAAAUAAAUUAGCAAAUAACUCAGGCACUAUUUUACAAUCAAGUUUCAAUUAAAAUAGUGUUAUAAAAUUCAAUACUUUUGGCAAGGGCGUCAAUGUGCCCCGUUCAAACUUUGUAGCUAGAACAUCUUGAGUCUCAAAAUGCAGAAUUCUAAUGUACAUUUAUUACAGAAUCAUUUAGAAAUACUCAAAAUUGAAGUCAAAACUACAGACUUUUGAUGAGGUUAAACAUUUUCUUGGCCACUAAAGCUUUUUUUUAAGUAUGCAAAACCUAUUUGUUUUGAUUAUUUUAAAAUUUAUUGUACUUCUUUAUAUUACAACUUGAAAGAAUGUAGUAAUAUAUAUAUUUGUUAUAUUUUGUCAAAGAAAAUUUGGUUACUGGAAAUAAAAGAAUAAAAAACUAGUAA